CUUUUUCUGUUUCUUUAUUGGUGUCGCCGCUGCUCUCUCCUCUCUCGACUUUCUCUCAAGUUCUCAAGUCUCAAUGUUGCAAAGUACUAGGCUAGGCAGGCAAUUCAUUUUGUCUCUCCCUCCGACCUUCCUUCUCUUUUGUUCAACGCCUUUCUCCACGCUCUUCUCUCUCGUCUCCAGUAGCAAAAGUACAGGACUCCGUCUUCGACAGCAACGCGACGUCGACUUUGGCAACAACAAACAGAUUUACAAUUGCUCGUGAUAUCUACCAGUUGUUUUUGGAGGAAAAGAAAAAAUUGAGAAAUUAAUUUGUCAAUCGUAGGUUGUCUUUAACUAUUGAUUGUUGGACUUCCAUACAGAAUAUUAGUUACAUGUGCCUGACUGCUCAUUGGAUUGAUGACAAUUGGAAGAUGCAAAAAAGGAUUAUUAGUUUCAUUCAGGUUCCUAGCCAUAAAGGUGACAUGGUUGCAAAAGAAAUGAUUAGUUGCCUCAAUCAUUAGGGGAUUACUCAACUUUUCUCCAUCACUGUUGACAAUGCCUCUUCAAAUGAUAUAGCUUUGAGAAAAGUCAAGGAAUAUUUGUCUGAAAAGAAAAAUGCUUUAGUUUUGGGUGGAGAGAUGUUUCAUAUGCGGUGUUGUGCACAUAUUUUGAACUUGGUUGUUAGUGAUGGUUUAAAAGAAAUGAGUUAUGCCAUUUCUAGCAUAAGGAAUGCAGUUAGGUAUGUGAGAUCUUCACCGGCUAGGUUGAAGAGGUUCAAAGAAGCAUGUAAAGAUGUAAAUGUUGAAUCGAAAGCUUUAUUAUGUUUAGAUGUGGUGACAAGGUGGAACUCCACCUACAUGAUGCUACAGGUUGCAUUGAAGUUUAAGAAAGCUUUUAGGUAUUUGGAAGGGGAUGCAAAUUACACAAAGUAUUUUUGAAGAAGAAAGAGUAAAUGGAGAAAAAGUGGAUGGCCCACCAGAAAAUACUGAUUGGACUAAUGCAGAAGUAUUUGUUAAGUUUCUCAAGGCAUUUUAUGAACUUACUUUGAAGCUCAGUGGGUCAUUGUAUGUCACAUCAAAUCUUUUCUUCCAAGAGAUUCUUGAAGUUCAAGUUGAGCUGAAUGAUAUAAAGAGUAGUACAGAUGAGUUGAUGAGUAAAAUGGCGGGGAGCAUGCAGUUGAAGUUUGACAAGUAUUGGGGCAAUGUUGGGAAGAUUAACUUGUUGCAAUAUAUUGCCUCUAUUUUGGAUCCAAGAUUCAAAUUGGAUGUUGUUCAUAACGGUUUCAGGUAUCUCUAUGAUCCCAUUCAAGCUGAAAAAAUGAUAAAGAAAGUUGAGAAUAUGAUGACUACCUUGUAUGCAUUUUAUAAGGACAUUGUUGUGCCACCUAGUUCCUCUAAUGAUCAACAAGCAAGUGAAAGUGUCACUUCCAAUACAAGUGAAAGUUCUAGUAGCUCAUCAUUUCUUAUUAAGCGAAGGUUUAUUUUGAGUGAAGUAACCAGCAAUGAUUUGGAUGAUUAUUAUGCAGAUCGAAAGGAAAAGUUAGUUGAGGAUACGAAUUUUGACGUUCUAGAUUGGUGGCAAAGGAAUGGAAACAAGUAUCCUAUUGUCUUUCAUAUUGCAAGAGAUGUUCUGGCUGUUCAAAUGUCUACAGUUGCUUCUGAAUCAGCUUUUUCAGCUAGAGGACAGAUUCUGAUCCAUUUAGAAGCUCUUUGUCUCCAAAAAUGUUCGAGGCUUUAAUUUGCUCAAAGAAUUGGUUGACUUGUGAAUAUGAUGCUCGUAUUGUGUUGAGACAAUACAUGGACGAAAUCGAAUGUUUGGAGAUAUCCGAGCAAGUUGAGUCAGGAAUCGUGUAUUACAAACACAGGAAUUGAGACUACUACUGCUACUCCUAGUACUUUAUGGGCCCUUUGAUGGAGGAAUCAUGAGAUGAUUGUUGGUUACUUGGAUUGGUAUUAUCUUUUUAUAUUUGUAUUUGAACUUUAAAGUUUUAACGUGGUUGUAUGAUUUGUGAUGUUUCAUGGUUAGACUAUUUUGUAUUUGAAUUUUGGACUAGGUAUGUAAUGUUUUACGGUGGUUGAUUUAAUUGUAUUUGGACUUUGGUUUAUAAUUGGGCUUUAGACUAUAUUAAUUUUCCUUUUAA
This is a messenger RNA of Humulus lupulus (European hop), 2119 nucleotides long. RefSeq names its product zinc finger BED domain-containing protein RICESLEEPER 1-like. Gene Ontology annotation, molecular function: DNA binding; protein dimerization activity. NCBI's taxonomy places the organism in Eukaryota, Viridiplantae, Streptophyta, Magnoliopsida, Rosales, Cannabaceae. The record is from RefSeq and is a predicted model, not a curated record. The coding region runs from base 892 to 1716 and encodes 274 amino acids. The transcript is spliced from 3 exons.